Molecule: messenger RNA, 1275 nt
Organism: Mya arenaria
Lineage: Eukaryota; Metazoa; Mollusca; Bivalvia; Myida; Myidae
Exons: 12
Coding region: 1-1275 (424 amino acids)
Source: RefSeq, a predicted model, not a curated record
AUGAGUCUUGAGUCUGAACUCAGACUUGAGACUGUUUCCUAUAAUACAGCCAUUACAGGGACACCAAGUACAGUCUCCUUUACAGCAACUUCAGGGACACCAAGUACAGCCUCUAAUACAAUCACUACAGAGACAUCAAGCACAGCCUCUAAUACAGCCAUUACAGGGUCACCAAUAACAGCCUCUAAUACAGCAACAACAGGGAUACCAAGUACAGUCUCCUAUACAGCCACUACCAAGACACCAAGUAUAGCCUCUAAUACAGCCACUACAGGGACACCAAUGACAACAAGUACAGCAUCUAAUACAGCCACUACAUGGACACCAAGUACAGUUUCCACUAAAGCCACUACAGGGACACCAAGUACAGCCUCUAAUACAGCCACUACAGCCUCUAAUACAGCCACUGCAGGGACACCAAGUUCAGUCUCCAAUACAGCCACUACAGGAACACCAAGUACAGCAUCUAAUACAGCCAAUACAUCUAAUACAGCCACUACAGGGACACCAAGAAGAGACUCUAAUACAGCCACUACCGCCACUACAGGGACACCAAGUACAGCCUCUAAUACAACCACUUCAGCAUCUAAUACAGAAAAUACAGGGACACCAAGUAAAGUAUUCUAUGCAGCCACUACAGGGACACCAACCACUACAGGGACACCAAGAACAGCCACUAAAACAGCCACUACAGAGACACCAAGUGCAGCCUCUAAUACAGCCACUACAGGGACACCAAGUAGAGACUCUAAUACAACCACUGCAGGGACACCAAGUACAGCCUAUACAACAGCCACUACAAGGACACCAAGUACAGACUCUAAUACAGCCACUACAGAGACAACUUCAGGGACACCAAGUACAGCCUCUAAUACAAUCACUACAGAGACAUCAAGUACAGCCUCUAAUACAGCCAUUACAGGGACACCAAUAACAGCCUCUAAUACAGCCACAACAGGGACACCAAGGACAACAACAACAGCAUCUAAUACAGCCACUACAGGUACACCAAGUAAAACAGCCUCUAAUACAGCCACUACAGGGACACCAAGUACAGCCUCUAAUACAGCCACUACAGGGACACCAAGUACAGCCUCUAAUACAGCCACUACAGGGACACCAAGUACAGCCUCUAAUACAGCCACUACAGGGACACCAAUAACAGCCUCUGAUACAGCCACUACAGGGACACAAAUGACUACAGGCCCACCUAACACAGCCUCAACGGUUUUUCCCACUAUGAAGCCAAACUUAGAUCAAGUAGCUCUGCCAUGA